Spinacia oleracea (spinach) is the source of this 2432-nucleotide messenger RNA. RefSeq lists its product as uncharacterized. The transcript has 5 exons. The record is from RefSeq and is a predicted model, not a curated record. Bases 1041 to 2096 code for a protein of 351 amino acids. Lineage: Eukaryota; Viridiplantae; Streptophyta; Magnoliopsida; Caryophyllales; Amaranthaceae. Gene Ontology annotation, molecular function: metal ion binding; mRNA binding.
UAUUUUAGUCUAUAUCAAUAAUGUAAAAUAUAAUUACUAUUUUUUUUUUAAUUAGCUAGUGUACUAGACAUAUCGAGGGUAGGUCUUAUGUGAGACCACCCGCAUAAGAAUAGUGAUAUCAACAUUAAAAAAUUUAAUUGUUGAUCUGAAACUAUUUAUUAGAAAGUAAUAACCAUGUGAUCGGAUAGUAUAAUUAGUAAUGCUAGAACACGGCUAUAUGAUCAUUAGGUGUAAUUGUUUGAUUAAAAAGAACUACUAUUUGAUAAGAAGUUGAUCUUAUAAAUAAGCUUGUCACAAAUAGAAUUUUGUAUCAUAUCCAAUAAUUUGGUCAAAUUAAUAUAUUAAAGAUGUUAAAUAUGUAAUACAUAGUACGACGAAAAUUACAUGAAGUAUUAGAUGAUUAAAUAAAAAAUUACAUGAAGUAUUAGAUGAUUAAAUAAAUACUCCCUCCGUCCCUUAAUACUCGCACCGGUUUGACCAGUGCGGAGUUUAAGACAUUUGAAUUGACUUAUUAAUUUAAUGAGUGUUUGUUGAUAGUGGGGUAUUUUUUUAAUAUAGUUAGUGAGAAAUGGGUAGGGGGGGAGUGGUGAGUGAGGGGUGUUUAUUUUUAAAUGAUUUUUUGUAGGGAAUAUGGGUGUAGGUGGGGUAGUAGGUAAGUGUGAGAAAUAAUAUAAUAUUGGUAAAGAUUUCCAUUUAUAGAAGCGGUGCAAGUAUAAAGGGACGGCCCGAAAAGGAAAGCGGUGCAAGUAUUAAGGGACGGAGGGAGUAUAUUCUAAAAUGAUUAAUUAUACAUUAGUUUUAAGAGCAUAAAUAUUCCACUUAAAUAAAAAAAAAAUGAUCAAGUACGGAGUAACAAGAAUUUUAAAAAAAUAUUUGCGUGCAAGGGAUAUAAUCUAGUACGAAGUUCUAUAAUAUUUAUAAUUUUGUACAGAGAAAGAAUAUUUAUAACCUAAACAUGUCCAAUUCUGUUAUUCAGGAAAGUUUAUCGAUUCUUUUAUUCUUUUACCUUUACGUGUAAGGGGUUUUGUGGAACAGUAGAUAUGUUUUCCUCUGUUUGCGAGAUAUAUUUUCCUCUGUAUGUCUUGACAAGUCUCCCUCCAAAAAAAAAAAAAAAAAAAAAUCCUAAAACAAGUUGGAAACUAUAUAAACUCAGAUACAUAACUUUCCUGUAUGUACUGAUUUUAAAGAAAAAUUAUUUGGUCAAGAAACGUAACUUUUAUAUAGUCGUUUGGAAAAUCUUUUGUAAAGUUGUUUUCUUCCACAAAAAAGUUAGGGAAUCGAUGGAAAAUAAUUGGGAAAAACUUUUAGCUUUGAGAUAUUUAAUGGCCAACUCACAUCCGUUUCAUGGCGCAUUCAUUCCGAACGACGUUUAUCAGUUUGCACAUGGAAAAGAAGAGGUGCGUCCAACUCCCAAUCUUGUCCGCAAGGACCACCACAUAAUGGAUAUGGAAUUUGUCAACCCAUAUUACAGUCCACAGUCAAGCACCUAUGGGUCAGAGAGUAGAAGGUUUGCACUUGAGACAGUGGUAACUCCACCAGCAAAAGAAACAGCAAAGUCGAUGUUCAACAGAGCUUUACCACAACAGGAGGCUCCAAUGUUUGUUACCAGCAAUCCAUAUUAUAGUCCACAGUCAAGCACGUAUAGUUCAGACAGUAACAUAUUUGCACUUGAUACAAUGGUAACUCCACCAGCAAAAGAAACAGCAAAGUCUUUUCUCAACAGACCUUUACCACAACCAAAGGAGGCUCCAACAUUUAAUACCAGCAAUCCAUAUUACAGUCCAGUGUCAAGCACAUAUAAUUCAUGCAGUACCCGCAAAUUCGCACUUAAGACAAAGGAAACUCCUCCACCAACAAAAGAAGCAGCAAACUCCAAGUUACACCAAGCUUUACCUAUCCAAUCAAAGAAUGCUCCAACUGUAAGCCCUCAUCUCACAAGCCCAGACUGGUCUCCCUUGGAUGACAACAUUACAAUAACUUACGCUUCAAGUAAUGAAACUCCUCCAAGAAAGGCUAUCGAUGAGCAUAUGCACCGUGCAAUUUAUGGUCCGACUCAAAUGAAAAGGCUCCCUGUUUUUGUUGAUAUUUGCCUCUAAGUAAAAACAUUCAUUUCUAAAUAACAGCAUGUAGAGUUCUUUGUUAGCAGCAUAGAAACCAUUACUUGAUACCCAGCAACAUUUUGGAUCAUACAUGAAAGUGUAAAUAGCUCGUGUUCUGGAGAUAUAGAUUUAGCAGAGCCAGAUGAGCAUCACACCGCCAUCUGCCUAGGUGUUAAACCCUUUAGAUAAUACACUGCUUCUUACUUUUGUAACGAGGACCCGUUCGUGAUGUUCUUUUCUAGAUAGUAAUAGCGAAUUGGUGUGUAAUAUACAUCAUCCAUUUUCUUCUGAGGUUACACACAGUUGAAUAAUACUGCUUUGGCAUUUUAUGGA